Molecule: messenger RNA, 2847 nt
Organism: Colletotrichum spaethianum
Lineage: Eukaryota; Fungi; Ascomycota; Sordariomycetes; Glomerellales; Glomerellaceae
Product: AP-2 complex subunit alpha-2
Exons: 6
Coding region: 1-2847 (948 amino acids)
Biological process (GO): clathrin-dependent endocytosis; intracellular protein transport
Cellular component (GO): AP-2 adaptor complex; membrane coat
Molecular function (GO): clathrin-cargo adaptor activity
Source: RefSeq, a predicted model, not a curated record
AUGUCGUCCUCGGCGGCCGGAUUCCUUGGCCGCUCGAGCAGCAACAACUCGAACAUGCGAGGCCUGGUGCAAUUUAUUGCCGACUUGAGAAACGCCAGAGCUAGGGAGCUGGAGGAGAAGAGAAUCAAUAAGGAAUUGGCCAAUAUUCGGCAAAAGUUCAAGGAUGGAAACCUCAGCGGCUACCACAAGAAGAAAUAUGUGUGCAAGCUUCUCUACAUUUACAUCCUCGGAUGGAACGUUGAUUUCGGCCACCUCGAAGCCGUCAACCUGAUUUCAGCGAAUAAAUACUCGGAGAAGCAGAUUGGCUACCUCGCCAUGACCCUCUUCCUGCACGAGAAGCACGAGCUGCUGCACCUGGUCGUCAAUAGUAUACGAAAGGACUUGCUAGACCACAACGAGCUGUUCAACUGCCUGGCUCUUCACGCGAUCGCGAACGUUGGUGGCAGGGAAAUGGGAGAGGCUCUGAGUGGAGAGGUCCAUAGGCUUCUGAUCUCGCCGACAUCCAAGGCGUUUGUGAAGAAGAAGGCAUCGCUUACCCUCCUCCGUUUGUACCGCAAAAACCCCGACAUCGUCCAACCGCAAUGGGCCGAACGUAUUAUCUCGCUGAUGGACGACGUGGAUGUCGGCGUGGCUCUGUCCGUUACGUCGCUUGUCAUGGCUCUUGCCCAGGACAACUUGAACGCGUACAAGGGGGCAUACGCCAAGGCCGCCGCAAGGAUGAAGAGGAUAGUCAUUGAUGGAGAGUACACUCCGGACUACCUUUAUUACAAGGUUCCGUGUCCCUGGCUCCAGGUCAAGCUUCUGCGCCUGCUGCAAUACUUCCCUCCCUCAGACGACACUCAUGUCCGUGAGAUGAUCAGGGAAUCUCUCCAAAAGAUCUUGAACCUCGCGAUGGAGCAGACUAAGAACGUUCAGCAAAACAACGCCCAGAACGCUGUCCUCUUCGAAGCUAUCAACCUCAUUAUUCACCUCGACAAUGAGAAUGCCUUGCUGAAGCAGAUUUCAUCUCGGCUGGGACGGUUCUUGACUUCUAGGGAAACCAACGUCCGUUACCUGGGAUUGGAAGCCAUGACACAUCUCGCAGCCCGGAUUGAUACUCUGGAACCGAUUAAGCAGCACCAGGAUGUUAUCCUAGGGUCUCUCAAGGACAGAGAUAUCAGUGUGCGGAGGAAAGGUCUCGACCUUCUUUACAGCAUGUGCGACUCUUCAAACGCUCAGGUCAUUGUUGGCGAGCUUCUACACUAUCUUCAGAACGCCGACUUUGCGAUCCGCGAGGAGAUGGUGCUGAAGAUUGCCAUCCUGACCGAAAGGUAUGCCACUGAUGUACAGUGGUAUGUGGACAUAUCGCUGCGUCUGAUCGCCAUGGCUGGUGACCACGUCAGCGACGAGGUGUGGCAGCGUGUCAUCCAGAUCGUGACGAAUAACGAAGAGCUGCAGGUCUACGCGGCCCAGCACUCCUUGCAGUACGUCAAGUCGGAUCACUGCCACGAGACGCUGGUCAAGAUCGGAGCCUACAUCUUGGGUGAAUUCGGUCACCUCAUCGCCGACCAACCUAAAUGCAGUCCCAUCGAACAGUUCCUGGCUCUUCAGAGCAAGGUCGCCGCGUGCUCAUCAAGUACAAGGGCCAUGAUCCUCUCUUGCUACGUCAAAUUCGUCAACCUCUUCCCCGAAAUCAAACCUCAGCUCUUGAAGGCCUUCCAAGUCUUCAGCCACACACUCGACUCUGAGCUUCAGCAGAGAGCAUGUGAGUAUCUGACGCUAGCAACACUGCCAACAGACGAUCUUCUGCGAACUGUUUGCGACGAGAUGCCCCCCUUCUCGGAACGCCAGUCUGCCUUGCUCGCCAGAGUGCACCAGAAGCAUGCCAACACCAGUGAUAAGAGAACCUGGAUUGUAGGCGGUAAGGAUGCCAAUGCAGAUGUGGCAGAGCUGAAGAUGGCCAAGGAGGGCGGCCUCAAGCGAACUUUCAGCACGAACGGCAACCCCCACGCUGCUAACGGAGGCUCGAACGGUACGAAUGGCCACGGUAACGGCGUUAACGACUUGGCUGGUCUAGACAUGAACAACAUUGGACCCGCCGAGCCCAAGACAAAGGCACCAAACCUGGCAAGUGCGGCUCAUUUGUCUCCCAACUGGGAGGUAGGAUACAACAAACUACUGCUCAAGGCAGAAGGCGUAUUGUACGAGGAUGGCCAGCUUCAAGUCGGUGUGCGGUCCGAGUAUAGAGGCCAAAUGGCGUGCUUGAUUCUUUACUUCAAGAACAAGACACCAACGGCGCUGGGCUCUUUUACUACGACACUGGACCUUGACGAAAAUGAGAAGGGCAAGCUUACGUGGGACGUGAAGAACCUGCCGGAGAGCACAAUUUACCAGGCCGGGCAGUCCCAGCAGGUUAUCAUGUUUGAGUGCAAGAGGGUGUUUGAUAAGAGCCCGACAAUUCGCAUCAGCUACCUCGCUGGCGCUCUCCAGGCGGUCACCCUCAAGUUGCCCAUCACCGCCCAUAAGUUCAUGGACCCUGCAGACCUCUCCGCCGAAGACUUCUUCAGGCGUUGGAAGCAGAUUGGUGGUGCCCCACGUGAGGCUCAGCAGAUCUUCGGCCUAUCCUCGGGCAAGUCGGAUAGGGAAAUGAACGAGUUCUUCGUCCGGCAAACGGUUGAGGGUUUCAGGUGGCGCGUCCUCGACGGCGUCGACCCGAACGCGAAGAACUUUGUCGGAGCAAGUGUUCUUCAUACUUCAGAGGCGGGCAAGUUUGGUUGCUUGAUGCGUCUUGAGCCGAACUACGGGACGAAGGUCAGUUUACAUCUCAUAUUUUACCAACCGCUGUCCAUCGCUAACAAUCACUACUAG